AUGUCGAAAGUCUGGGACGUUUGUGUUCUCCUCCUUGGGGCCACACGCACUCGGGCACAGUUGAUUGGCGAUAAUUGUCUUCAGAUAGAGAACAUCAACUUUCUCCACGCGGCGCAUUACCGGCAGGAGAUUCAAGCGGUACUGGGAUCACCUCUCAACCAGGGAGCCGUCUGCCCCAAAUCUAUCGCCCAUCUUACCAGGGAGGAAAUGCCUCCCUUUGUACGGCCACGAGAGCUUCUGGCCAAGAUUGAUGGAAUGGACGCUGAGACCGGCUUCCAUCUCAAAUGUGUGCCAGACUCGUGCGAGCCAGAUAAAGACGGCAGACAGAGACCGAUGUACCACGCCCCAGGCUGCUCGGGCAGCUGUUCGUUGAUAGUACCCCCCAAGGAGUCAAUUCCCCAAUUCGACUCUAUCCUCUUCAGCCAGCGGCGAAUGCCGGCCGUUCGGGCGUAUAGUUACCUCGACAAGCGACGGUGGUGGGUUCCUGUGACACGAAAGACCAUGGCCGUAUCACAUCUCUGGCGCGAUGGGAUAUCCGGCACCCGAGAUGGGGGAAUGCAUGAAUGUCUCCAUCACCUGUUCUCUCGAAUCGCCCAAGAACAAGGUUUAGAUAGUUACUGGGUCGACUGUGCCACUAUCCCUGAGCAUCCACGGCAACGCCGGCUGAUGAUACAGCAUAUCAACUCAACGUUUCAGAUUGCUGGCUUCACACUCUGCAUGGAUAUCCGUAUCGCACAAGCAAAACUACCAGGCCUUGGAACACACGCCGGGGACGAUUCGAAUUCGAUGGCGACACACCAACAUGAUGAAAAAUUCCUGCUGGCGACAAUCACCUCAUUCUGGCAUCGACGUGCCUGGACACUCCUGGAAGGUCACAAGUCCUCUGAUAUUGUCUUCUAUCGUGAAUCAGGACAACACCUGAACCUAAAGGACGCACUUCACCGGGUGUUGAUGGACGAAAACACCAAGUGCCCCCUUUGGAUGCGCGCCUGUCUAGCCGAGUUUGAAGCCUACAUGGCCGAAGGAUUAACUCCUGAGGCUGCGGGAAUGUUACUUGCCACCCGUGCGGCUUCGAGAGCGGGCGACGCAGAGUUGAUCUGGCGCCUGCUCACCCAGCCUUAUACAACACAAGUCGCGUCGCGAGCAAUCAACCCCAAUCCAUGGCAUUUCAGCGAUACGGUCGACCUGGCCUUUAUUUGCUCCAAUGCCGAACGGUCCAUGCUCCCGGGAUACUGCUGGAUGCCGGCCCAGACUGGCGCCAUGGCCUGGGCGCGAAGGGCGCAUGGAGGAAUCCGAGCGGAGAUUGUCCGCACGACCAAUGUCCAUUUACGGAGUAAGUGGUAUGCGAAGCAUGGGAAGGCCGUCGAUCUGCAGAGUCUUAAACCGGCAUCCCAGAUUAAUGAAUCCUCCGCUGUGCAACACUUGAAGUGGAAACUCGAUAGCAGAGCGUUCGAUUUUCUCUUCGCCCACCCAGUCUCGCCAGCAGAUCAGGGCAAGCCACCCAAAACUGAUAAAGUUAUUGUCAUGACGCGGCCGUGUCAUGCGCUGCAUAGCUUCGGCCAGAAUAUCCUCGAGCCUCUGUGGCAUUGGGAGGCGAUGGUAGAGCUUGGAACGCCGGAGGAAUUUAAGGCUGAACAUAUAACGACUCUCAACAUCGGGUUCGAGCAUGACCAGACAGCUGCCUCUCUGAAAGAGCUAGAUCAACCACCUCCCCAAUCUCAUCCCCCCAGUAUGUGGCAAUCUGCGGAUUCGUUCUUCCUGUUCCUGCACAGUUUUCGAUAUCCCUUGGCCGUGAUAUUUAUUGCGAUGGCGUUUGUCCACGGUGUCGCAGCAGCCGACCCUGAUCAACCACAUGUCGACCACUCCGGCACCGUAAGCCUAUCAUACGUGCGCCUCCUUCCUCCACAGAACAUCCCGAAGAUUGUAUUCGAAUGGGCAGCACUCAUCCCGCUCGUCAUAUACCUCGCCAACGGCCGAAGCAACUACGAACUCGCCGGCGAAGUCCCCCUCCGCGGUCGCUUAUCCAUGAGCUUUAUCCCCAAACUGUUCGCGCUCGGCGGCGUGGCCAAUCUGCUCCGCCUGGGAGAGGUAUUCUUUGACUCUGCCAAUAACGAAGGCGAGAGCUUGACGGUAUAUGACGUCCAACAUGGAAAUGUCUUCCGCUGUUACAACAGCGCAGCGGCUUCGUUAGUUGGGGUGAUCGCCUGUAGGGGACAGCAUAGAAGGCCCCGAAUCAUAUCUGAGGCUGACCUUACAGAGUGGAUGCAUUCUAAUAGAGUAGAUCUCGAGCAACAGUUUCGCCUGGCUCGAUUCGGCGACCUACCGGGUUCUAGAUUUGAGGAAAUGUGCGAAAACCGGAAGAAAUAUGGACGAUGGCAGGUUUUAAAUGUCAUUCACGUCAUGAGAAUGGGCUCCCCUGGUAAUGGUAAGAGAAUACGUGGACUAGGAGGAGAAAGGGGCAGAUCCAGAGUCGGGUACAUUCUACAUUCAGACCUGUGGACUGGAAGCUUUGCCGCGUAUGCGGAAAUCAUUCUGACCAUGGCACUGGCGGUGCUGCUAUACAUGGCAGGAUGCCUUGGAUCAGGGUCUCUGGUGUUGAUCGGAGGUAUAUCGCGACUCUGCGCGCACAAAACCAUCAUCAGUCGUCCACCACAAUAUCUGUGGAAUCGAGAAAACUACGACAAGGGGUGUAUGCUUGUUGCGGUGCAUGAAAACGCUGCGGCCUGGACACUGUACCAUGGCGACCGGGGCUUGAUCGAUUCCCUUUUAAACAAGCCUAUGAUCGACCACCUAAAACCCAGCUGGAUGCGAAUCUUCUCCUACUAUUGGUUUCGGCUUGCGGAGGUUCUGCAGAUCAUUGCCAUGACGUUUAUUGCGGGCCAGAAGGGAUGGGACUCCCUGGUGCUUUUUGCGCUCAUCCUUGCUGUUGGAGGAUUCAGCAAACUAUGCGGCUAUAAUAUGCAUGCGGCCAACUGGCUGCGCAGGGAAGGGUUUGAGACAGUGGCAUUCCAAUGCGAGUUUCCAGGUAGAACAGAGUUGGCGGCUACAGUACAGAUGCUAGGCACGGAGAAGCGGACCGGCUGGAUGGAUGGGAUUAUUGCCCCUGUUCCGCGACGAGAGGUGCUCCUGAGAAGCCUGGGAUUGGUUAAUUGCCCUGUGGAAGUUGCUCAGGAAUUCUAUGAUCAGCUGGGGGCGAGCGACAAGGUGUGGGUGAUGUCGAAUUAUAUUCAGGUACAAGCGGCAACUGCCCUCAUCAAAACAAGGAUUGAGCGCAUUUUAGAGCCGUCAUCCCCUAUGCACAAAGCAUGA
Molecule: messenger RNA, 3309 nt
Organism: Aspergillus calidoustus
Lineage: Eukaryota; Fungi; Ascomycota; Eurotiomycetes; Eurotiales; Aspergillaceae
Source: the annotation of a GenBank genome assembly